Messenger RNA from Symsagittifera roscoffensis, 1077 nucleotides. Its product is annotated as eukaryotic translation initiation factor 4 gamma 1-like. Gene Ontology annotation, cellular component: eukaryotic translation initiation factor 4F complex. Gene Ontology annotation, molecular function: mRNA binding; translation initiation factor activity; protein binding. Bases 120 to 992 code for a protein of 290 amino acids. The record is from RefSeq and is a predicted model, not a curated record. NCBI's taxonomy places the organism in Eukaryota, Metazoa, Xenacoelomorpha, Acoela, Convolutidae. The transcript has 5 exons.
UCUCGUCUGAUUAUUCAAGGCAUUUUCAGCAUAUACGUCAUUUUAUUUAUUUCAUCUCUCACGUCAUUUGUUCAUCUCUUUUAGUAAAAAGUCAUUGGUAAACAAAAUUGAUUGACAAAAUGAACAACUCUUCCGAUCAUAUCUGGAAGCCAAAACGGAAACAAGACGCCACAGAAGUCCAAACCAAACAUGAAACUGUAAGGCGGAAAACGAUGUCGAUUUUGAAUAGACUGACUCCUGAGAACUUUUUUUCUCUCAGCCAAGAAAUGACUUCUCUCGACAUUGACUCUGACGAUUUACUCGAUGAUGUGAUAGAGAUUUGGCAUUCUAAGGCUUGUACGGAGCCACACUACGCAGAGAUGUAUGCUACACUUUUUUCUCAGCACUUCUCAAACGGAAGUUCACAUGAUCCAAAUUCGGUCCUUGCUAGGAAGUCCAUGUUGAACAGGUGUCAGAAUGAGUUCAACAAAGAGAUGGUGUCUGAAGUAGAGCAGGAGGCCUUGAAACUCCUCAUAAAGAGCAACCAGACUUGUAAAAACAAGAAGCACGAAGCUCAUCACUGUUUAGAUGAUAUUCGAAGGUCAAAGCAGAAGUAUCUUGGAAAUAUUUGCUUCAUCGGAGAGCUAUUCAAACUGGAUUUGCUGACACCAAAAAUUAUGCACAGUAUCAUUGAAACACUGCUGAACACUCAUGACGAGUUUUCAUUUGAGUGUGCUAGCCGGUUGCUCUCAAUCGUGGGACACAAAUUGGACCAUGAUCUGACUUCUUUACUUAUGGACCAAUAUUUUCACAGGGUGUUGGAAAUAAUGUUUCUGGACACAACUUCUAAACGGAUUCGAUUCAUGCUGCAAGACGUCAUUGAACUCCGACAGAACGAUUGGGAACCAAGAAGGCUCACUGGACCCAAAACGAUAGAAGAAGUCCACUACGAGGCUCAACUAGAGGACUUCUACUUGAGAGAACGUGCUGAAAAUCUCGGAUAUCAUUUUUGAAUUCAUAAUUUUUUUAAUAUUAAACAAAAAAUUUUAUUUGAAAAACUUUUAUUCGCGGAAAAUUCAAAUCUUAUCUUUUCUGGUA